Molecule: messenger RNA, 2374 nt
Organism: Xiphophorus maculatus (southern platyfish)
Lineage: Eukaryota; Metazoa; Chordata; Actinopteri; Cyprinodontiformes; Poeciliidae
Gene: rabgef1
Product: RAB guanine nucleotide exchange factor 1
Exons: 9
Coding region: 123-1646 (507 amino acids)
Biological process (GO): vesicle-mediated transport
Cellular component (GO): cytosol; endocytic vesicle
Molecular function (GO): zinc ion binding; DNA binding; small GTPase binding
Source: RefSeq, a predicted model, not a curated record
UUGGUUCGUUCAGUUUCUCUCGGUGAAAACAUUACAGCAGAGGAAGUUAUUAAAGAACAUUUUAGUUCAAACUGAGACACAAACCAGCCAAACAAGCGGAGCGUUUUCCUCUCCAGGCCACCAUGAGUCAGCGGACGGAGCGGCGGGGCAUCCACGUCGACCAGUCGGACCUGCUGUGCAAAAAAGGAUGCGGUUACUAUGGCAACGCCGCAUGGCAGGGCCUGUGCUCCAAGUGCUGGCGGGAAGAGUACCAGCGGGUCCGGCAGAAGCAGAUCCAGGACGACUGGGCCUUGGCGGAAAAGUUACAGAGAGAGGAGGAGGAGGCGUACGCCAGCAGCCACGUGGCGCACGGCGCGGCUGCACCGGGUCACGCUGCGGGUCACACCGCGCUGACCCCGUUCUCAAAGUUUGAGGAGAAGAAAACCAACGAGAAAACUCGCAAAGUGACAACGGUGAAGAAGUUCUUCAGCCCUUCGUCUCGAACCGCCACUAAGAAAGAGCCUCCGGAGGGAAAGUCGGCGUCUCCGUCCAUCAGCCGCCGCGCCAGCUUCGACUCCGACCAGGUGUCCAAAGACUUCGUGGAGUUCUUGAAGAACCUUCACAAACCCGGCAGAGAGAUCCACAAGCAGUGCCGGGCCUUCCUGGUCAGCAUGUCCAGCAAGAAGGACCUGGGAGCAGACGAGCUGUCGGAGUGCGUUCAGGAUUUCUACCAGAGUUUGGCCGACCGCCUCAUGAGCCAUUUUAAAGGGUCGUCAGAGUCGGUGGAUCAGGUGAUGGACCAGGUGGAGAAAUACAUCAUGACCCGCCUGUACAAGAGCGUCUUCUGUCCAGAAACCACGGACGAUGAGAAGAAGGACCUGGCAACCCAGGACCGGAUCAGGGCGCUGCACUGGGUCACCGUCCAGAUGCUGUGUGUGUCCGUGGAGGAAGAAACGGCCGAAGUGUCAGAAAACGUGGUCAGAGCCAUAACAGACAUCAUCGAGAUGGACUCGAAGCGCGUUCCGCGGGACAAGCUGGCCUGCAUCACUCGCUGCAGCAAACACAUCUUCAGCGCCAUCAGGAUCACCAAGAACGAGCCGGCGUCCGCCGACGACUUCCUGCCGGCGCUCAUCUACAUCGUGCUGAAGGCAAACCCGCCGCGGCUGCAGUCCAACAUCCAGUACAUCACCCGCUUCUGCAACCCGAGCCGGCUGAUGACUGGAGAGGACGGAUACUACUUCACCAACCUGUGCUGCGCCGUGGCCUUCAUCGAGAAGCUGGACGCUCAGUCUCUCAACCUCUCCCAAGAUGAGUUUGAGCGCCACAUGUCGGGUCACGCCUCGCCCCGACGCAGCGGCUCAGAGGACGGACGGCCCGACGGCGGUCCCAGAGUCAGCGGUGCCGCCGGUCCGGUCCUGGCCCGGCUCAGCCACAACCUGCAGAUGCUGUCGGGUCUGAGCGCCCGGCAGGAGGCCGUGACGGCGGCAGCGCUCGGCCUGCGGGCCGACCUCCUGACCUGGACCGACGGCGUUCGGCGGGACGUCCGCCACAUCCUGGACAGGUAUCCUCUGGACACCAAGGCCUCCAAGGCUUCCGCCAUCGACGCCAACAGCGUGGACGGCGAGAACCUGCCGGCGCCGAUCAAGCCCCGCAUGUUCGUCGGCUAGAGAGGAAACUUGAAAACUUUAGAUCCGACCUCGGCGCCGAGGAGGCGGACCUGCAACUGGAAGCAACACCUGAAAACUGAUUCAGUUUCAUUGAUUUAUCAGCAGAUCGUCACACAGCUGGCGAUCAAUCCAUUUCAUUGAUUAAUCAAAUUUGGGGUUUUAAAAGAUUUAAUUUUUGGGAAAUCUAUUUUUCUUUUGCCGAUGAUCUCCUUCUGUAGAUCAGUGAUGUCAUCGCGCCCAGAUGACAUCACUGAUCCGGGGUAAACAUUUAGCACUUUGUUAAAGUCCAAUAAAGUGAAUCUGUGAAUAUUUGAUUAGUUCAAAUAUUUCUGCAUUAAUAUACAUUCAGUUUAAAUCUAUGUGACUGAAUCUGUUUUGGUUCAUUUCAGAAUCACUUUGUCUUAAUAAAAUGAUUCUGAUUUUUGUUUUAUUUCAAACUGAACAUAAAAACACCUUUAAAACAUUCACUUUUAUUUAUGGUACAUUUUUGUUUUUAGCUUGUGAAUAGAGGGAUUUUAACUGAUUUUUACUUUUGUUUGAUGAGAAAUUACAGAAUUUGCAAAUGAGUUUCCCAUUUCGUUAUUUUUAAUUUGUGUGCCACAUAACCUUUUCUUUGGAAGCAAAUAAAAUAAAUGUAUUAAAACCAAAGCUGACAAUAGAGCAGAUUUCCUGUUGAAUUAUUGUGAAUUGUUUUAGAAAUUUCUAAAAAUAAAAACAUAAUUUCUGCA